AUGAUAACGUCAUUACCGCGCCUCAGAGAUCAUAAGGCAAACGUUGGAGAUAUCGUGCCUCGUCUCGCAGCAGACAGGAGAAAGAAGGUAAGAUAUAUUGUUCCCUGUUGGGAAGAAUGUUAGGCGCUAGGUCUUGGGAUGAAAUAUACGUGUAAGUCCCCACUUCAAAAUGCAAGUGGCGGUUGACUAAAUCAUCUUUUAAAGGUGAGACUGCAAACAAGAGAGCGAGUUAGACGAUACAUUAUUUGGUGCAAUGAAGGAAAAUGUAGUCUGUAAAUCUCCCAAUUCUAAUGUGUCUGGUGUGGCCCUAAUGUAAACACGCGGGAGGUUGGGAGAACACGAGAUAAACGUAGGAAACCACGACGGGAAGCGGAGUGGUUCCCAGCUUACGUAAACACGGAAACCAUUUUACAUUUCUUUUAUAAAAUAACUAAUGAAAGAGGAACGAAAACCGUGUUUACAUACGCUCAUGUAAAAUGGUUUUAUGGCCAAUCAGAGCGCGCGUACUAUUUGAAUUAUUUUAUAAAGACAUAUAUUGUAUAUUAUUAUAAAAGGAUAUUCAGUCCACUCAGUUGUUUUUUAUCUUCUCAUUCUCCUUUCUGUGGUCACAUGAAUAGAACGGGACAUGAAAACUCUCUUCUUUGUAGAUCUCACAGGUUGGAAAGGUAUUCCCAAAAACUUUGGUUCAAGAGCAAAUCGAUGAAAAACUUGAUUUUCACUGCGUUAGUCUGGAGAAAGACAAAAAUAUUUUAUUUCCCACCGUGGGGGUGGAGAGCGGUUCGAAGAGUCCUGGGAUAGCGGGCAAAGUACCUACACCAUCUGUGGAGACUGGGGACGGCCCAGAGGUCACUGUAAGUAGCAGCCGCGUGACCAGAGUGUCACAGUAUUUUUACUGCUAAGCGAUCUUUGUAUUCAAUGCUUACUCGUAAAAGAAUCGUCCAUCAUGUAUAGGUUAUAUGUAAUUGUCUUUGAAGUCGCGCGCACGCACCUCUAUCCUCAAGAAUGAGAUCUUCAUUACCAAUUUGGAUUUCAGUGACGAUUAAAAUCGGAAUACUGCAUCCUUUUUAUUUAGAUUUUUGUAGGAAAGAGACUUUUGUUGUUAAGGAUGCUUCACUAAACACUGAAGGCUACCAUCACUCAUGAGUCUUAAGCGAUAUUUCCGUGUUUUCUAAUCACAACAUGACUUUCCAGUGAUAAUUGACAACUUCAUCUGAAACAAGAUGUACUCAUAGCGCACAAUUUGCGCGAUGUUAUAAAAAAUAGUUUGAUUUGUGGUGGAAAAAGUUCGUUUCCUUUUUUUUCUGUUGGAUCUAAUUGAGGUUUAACAGAAAAAUAAGCGAUGCAAGAGUUGAAUUUUGAAAGGUUGAAAUGCAGUCUAGAUCUAUUUCUCUCUCUGAUAAAAGUUGUGUCAAAAGAUGGAUUUUUUUAUACUGCUUUAGCUUCCGGAGUUACCCAGUGUGCUUGGCGGGCGUCGCGUCUCCUCCUCGCCUGGUCCAGAUAACACUGAACCGCUGGAUCUGCUGAUCAAGGGUGAGGCUCACAAAAAAUCUCAGACUGAAAUUACCGCAGACACGGUUGAACCUGUCUCUGAUAUGGCGGUAGAAGAGGUAAACCUUUGAGUAUAAUUCCUACAUAUAUUGUUCUACAUGUUGAUGGUGUUUGGAUUCCAAAAGCCUACAUGUAGCUGUGUCCCAUUUCCUUCCUUGUUUCAAGCAAAUUUUGGCUGGGGUUCCUGUGGAUUUGGAGAAAUACUUACCUUCUUACUUCGAGGACUAAGAGGUCUUGUUUGAUAAUACAUUUUUUUUUACGAAAAAGAAUUCCUACUUCUAUAACAAUUUCUAUAAAAGCACCCAGAAUUUGAGGGAUUUCAGUCACAGAACAUAUUGGUGCAUACUGGUCGUUCAAAAGAGGGAGCAGUACUUUUAGCUCCUUCUAGAAAUUGUUGGAACCUCAAUCCGUGAUGUGUCAUUCAUAACCCAAGGAAAUCUUAAAUCUCCUUCCUACGUUCCCACACCUAUUAAAAUUGCUAUCAGUGUCAGGAAUAAGAACUACUAUAAUUCUUGUUCCGUUUAAUUUUUUUAGAAGCUACCUCACUGUCCUUAUUCUUCACCAGGUCAUUAUUUCCAAACUCGAACCAAUCAUUGACUCUCUGUUUGAAGACGAUGAGCUUUUUGCACAGGAGUUUGAAGAAGAUGGUCUAAACCGUGUCCUGUUCAUAAAAAAGAUAGGAAUUUAUGUUGAGGUUAGUCUUGUCUUGUUACAUCGCCAUCAACCCUUUUAACGUAUAAGCUUUGUUUAAACCCCUGUUCAACUUAGAAAACACUGAUAAAAAGUUGGCAAAGUGUCUGUGGUAUUUAUUUUACUUCCAAAGCUGUAAGGGAGGGGUAACAAACUGGCGCAAAAUAAAAAACCUUACAGAUGUGCGAAUUGGUAGGUCCAUUUCCAGCGUGAAAGCUAUAAAGGUUAUGGUAGGCGAUUGUUUUCCCAUAUUUCCCUUUUCACUGUGCAUUCUCAAGGCGUCCUCUUUCGCGUUUUAAAGAGCACCUGAUCUCAGCGGUUAACUUUUCAGAAUACAAUAGCAAUUUUUCUUGAGGUACGGGAAACAUUGCAACAUUGUGAUCUUGCAUUCCUGGCACCUUUUUAGUUUUUAUUAUUAUUGUUACUAUUGUCAUGCAAUGAAAUUGUCGGGGGAAAAACAAUCGCCGUAGUCAGCUCUUUUCAAGCUUUUCGUGUCGUUAAGUUCUGGUAACCCAUAUAACAUACAAACCUAAGUAUCUACAAUCUAUACAGAGGAUCAGGAUUCUCCUUUGCCACAAAUACGAUACUUUUUUAUAAGAUAAAAACCAAAGACUACAUACCGGGAGUGUUUUGUACGCCAUUGUUCCACUGUCCAAGAUGUAAAGACCAUUGGGCAGAAUUUGGAUCUGUGCCAGCAAACUGUCAGUUACCACAGCAACCAACUCGUGGGCCUGCAAUACACCUGGCCAGUAAUAUAAAGCGGAGGUUCAAUGACUGGAGGAGGAAGACCAAGAGAAGACUUGGGUUUGUAAUUCUUCUCUUGUACUCUGUAAGAGCACUAUUAAUUCAAUUUCCGGCCUAAAGGCAGUUGAAUGCAGUCUUUCUUGUAGCAAAAAAUAGCUUUAAUUUUCAAUGUGUGAAUUCGCUGAAUGGUAACACAUGAGAAGUGGUACAAAUUUUAAUGAUGUUUUAUCUGAUUUGCAGAGACAUAAAAGAAGGAUACAUUGUAUCAGGAAGUGGGACAGUACUAAACCAAAUCAACGGACAAGACACCAAUACUACCCUUGGUGAGGACAGAAAAUCACUUGACUAUUUGUUGUCUAGUGAGGAAGCGCUUGAAGAGUUGAGUCUUGGUGUUAUUGAUUCUGGGACAAAGAUAGAAGCGUUUAGAGUCCUUAGAGUGGAUGAACAGACAUUAGACGAGGAUUAUGUGAAAAAAGUCGCAGAUGCACUUGGUUUUAGUCAAGAGCAAUAUGACGAUUUUGCGCGAGUCAACUUAAACAAAGUGAGAAUGGAUUAUGAUGUUGAAUCGGACGGAAAAACAUCGUUUAAGUCGCGGCUAGAUUUAUCAAUGUUGGAUAAUAUAUUAAUAAAGGAUUUGCCUGAGAUCAUCAAAGAAAAGUUGUUGUCGAUACUGCGAUUACAAAAACAAAGAAUGAGAAGGAAAAAGAAGAAACAGAUAGCGACGUCUAUGAAUGGUCCUGAUUCUGUUGAAGGGAACUACGCCCAAAGUGAAAAUACGUCUGAAAGCUUUUAUAUCCAAGGAUUUGAUGACGAGGAUACAGAACAUGAUUCUAACUUAAUUGAAAAUGGAAUAAGGGCUUCAGUGAAAAUGAACAGAAUAAGAAGAGAAAAUAGUGGAAAGCAGGGAAGAGGGCAGAGAACCGGAGAGGGCCUGGGGAAUAUGAGUGAACAAGAAACUCGUAAGUACAAUUUUUACUCCAUGGUCGUCAUUGGGAGACUGAGAUUAAGGUUAUCACUGGGAAAUAACCACGGCAAAUGGGAAUAAGAUUAAAUGCGAUAGAACUCUAAAAUUUGAAAAGAAUUCUAAGAGAAAAGUUGGAUUCCCCCCCACCCUCGAACCCAAUAGACGACCCUGUAUAAAUAAUCUGGCAACCAAAUAACUUCAUUUGCAAAUUAUUAAAAAUUGUUCUCAAGGAGUGGUUUAAUGGGUGAAAACGACAUUCAAUCCGACAAUCCAUUCAAUUCAUGUUAUGCAAGCUUUUGUAAAGAUCGUAGACGUGGCGACCUAGGGGUUACCCCCUUACCCUUCUGCCACACCCUUUCGACUCCAGAGCGUCCAGUCAAGUUUGGUGUCCUAGUAAUUGCUUUGAAAUGAUCAUUUUGUCAGGGUAGACAAAUACCGAAACGAUACAGGGAUUGUUAAGGAAGUAGAAUAUUAUCAUUAACUACUAAAGAUGAGUUCUAAAAGUUUCGGUUAGAUAUUUUAAGUUGCUCAAAUUUUGACAUGAUUCCUUUGAAAUGAAUCACUUGUGCUCAUCCGUAGCUGGUAGAAAAUUAUCAUUGGCUGGGGGAAGUCAUAGGGAUACAUCAGCCCGUGAAGGAAGAUCAUCUCGAGUGUCCACUGCUUUAUCUUCACAUUCAGAUGGGAAAGAAUUUUCAGCACCAAGAUCACCAAGUAAUGUCCUGGUCUACAAAGAGGUAAAUGGCUUAGACCCAGAUUUGUUCUUUGGCUUCACUGAGUACAGAGAAAUAUAUUUAUGGAUUUAGUGUUACCGAGUUUUAUGUUCGUGUGUAAUUGGACCGGUUUAUCAGUACUUGCCUUAGGUUUAGAGCGAUUUUGAAAUAACUGUUCUCAGGCCCGGUCGACAGAUAUUUAUCAAUGGUGCUAUUGUUUACAGGAAAUCGAUUGGAAUGAUCAGGCUUGACUUGGAAAAUGAAAUGACAAACAUUAAUCAAAGUAGGUUUUAGACAUUACCAAUGACCAAAAACUUUCCUUGCUUCAGUUACAGAAUCAGCGACGCGCUCGUAAAAAGAAUACUAGCGUAAAUAACAGAUCAGGUCAACCAGACACGCCUUUUCAGAGACUUGGGAAACAUUCCAUGACUGUGCCCGCAAACAGCCCUUCAUUUUUUGCUUACGAUAAUGUUGAUUCUGAUGAGGAGACCUGGGAACAAGGGAAGGCUUUUAGAAUGGGUUCCAGUCGUGAUGGUAGAAGAGAUUCACUUACAUCGCACAUGUCCGAAAUGUCACGUGGAGCUCACGAGACCGAUUCAAAUGCUUACUUCAUGUCUGACCCGCCACAUAGUGUUAAAGGGACUGAGUCACGCUCCUCUAUGUUGCAAAAGUACAGCAGGGCAGUUGGAAGUGCGCAUGCUCGAAAGGAUGCAUCUUUCUCUAGUAAGCACGGCCUUUAUCUAAUUUAGGGUUAUGAUUUUUUUCUUAGUCUUUUUCUUUUUGUUGUUUUACUUUACUCCUUCCUUCGAUCCUCUUUCUACAGGCCUUUCUUUCACCUAAAUAAGUCUGAAAUAUACCUACCAGUGCUGCUUUCUCAGAUAUCUUGAUUCACCAUAAGUAGGCUUCGCUCCUUACUAAAAACGUUGUUUCUUUGUUUUUAUUCGAUAGAUUUAGAUGAUCAGGCCUCUUGGGGCACUAACGAUGGAAGUAUUUACAACAUCGGAGACGACCCAUCAGGCUCCAGAUCAGACAGACCGCGCCGUUUUAUAAGAAAAAAGGAAAAGGGAGAUGCUGUUAAGAGGCCUGGAAACCACUACCAUAGCAGAGUCAUAGACGAUAUGCCCGUAGGCCAAGGAAGUCCGUCCCUGAGUCACGUGACACCGUCAUUUGUUGAAGCUAAUGUGACGUAUGGAUCAAAAGCGAGGUUAAGCCAGGCGCAUAUUUCACUGUGUGAUAGUCCUUCACUGUGUAGCACGAUUACGGGAACCCAGGAACAGAGGGUCUCGUCAGCGCUCAUAAAGCGAUCCUUACGUUCUGCUUCAGCAAAAGAGCCGUCCCAGAGAAAGCAAGAAACAAUCGAAUUAGAAUGCAUGUCGCAGAAACAAGAUAAUUACGCUCCUCAAGACAACCAGGAAACUGUCAUCCGCAUAGAGAGUGAUUCAACACAUUUUGUGCAAGCGCAAGAAAACCAGACCAGUCCAAAAGAGGAGCCCGCUAAAAAGCCCAGUGCAAAGGUCUUUAGACGGACAUUUGAAGAAGAGUACAAACCACUCGUUUCAUUGGAGGAUUUAAACUUUAUUCAUAGACUUCCGGUAUCAAGUGCGUUUACGUAUUCGUUUUAUGAGCUGCCCAGUCAGCAUCGAGUUCACAAUAAUUCAAUCAAGCAGGCCGUUGGCCGAAUCGGUCGACGCAAAAAGAAGGGAACUGCCCAAUUUCGGAGUAAAAGUGCUCCUUGA
Molecule: messenger RNA, 6392 nt
Organism: Pocillopora meandrina
Lineage: Eukaryota; Metazoa; Cnidaria; Anthozoa; Scleractinia; Pocilloporidae
Source: the annotation of a GenBank genome assembly